AGCUUCUUUGAGUUCGAGUGUCCCUUUAGGGUGUCCUUGGUGUCUCUUGUCCUGGCUUUAGUCAUGUACUUUAACGCGUUAUCCAUUUAAUUAAGAUUGUCGCGCGGACCGCAAUCGAUCGACUUCAUAAUUUGGAGACAUUCCGCAUUCAUCACAGGAGCAAGCAGUAUUUCGUUGAAUCUUGAUACGGACGAACAUGGCUGCAUUCCGACGAUUGGGUUGGCUUCCUCGUAUGGACAAGGGCUGCUGGUGCUGCUCUCUGGAGACAUUCUGCAAGGUCUUCGGAUACUUCUCUGCGGUGGCGAGCCUCUGCGUGAUGUUGGGACUGUUGGUGGUAGUUUCCGUGGGUGGUCAACAUGGUGACAGCUUUACACCGAGAGCGCUGGUACUGAGUCCAGGCGACGGCUACCGCCACACUCCACCCCCUUUAGACUAUCCUCGGCCUCCAACACCCAGGCGUGGUGCUGCAGCAUAUCGACACGCCAUCUACGAGAUGGAACAGCCUAUGGUGAGGACUCCGGACUACAACGUGAUCUACCAAGGACAGUACAGCCAGCCAGAGGAACGCCACGGCCUCUCUCCCCUUCUGCUCCGUAUCAUCUGGAUUAUGACUCUCAUUUUCGAGGGCUUCGUCUGCUUCUUGGCAUCGAUAAUCUUCCUCAUGGGAUUCUAUCAGAGACGCCACACUCAGCUGAUGCCUUUCGUGAUUUUCCUGCACUUGCGCGUGGCUGUGGCUAUUCAUCUGGCCAUCUGGGCGGGGAAGCUGUGGCCAGUGGUGUCGCUCUUGGGGACGCUGCCUCUCAUUGGCUUGGUGGCUUACCCUUUGCUGUGCGUGAACAGUCUCCGUGUCAAGUUUGCCGAGGAAGAAUUGGAACGUUCUUGCGAGGCGGCUUCACGCGCCGCGGGACGCAACGACCUCGACCACCGUCUGAACAUAGAAUGAGCGUCUGCUGCGCUGUCAUACCGGCAUCAUUAUCUCCUUCUUCUAGUGCUUAUUAGGUUGAAGCGAGGAAGUUUACUUUUCCAAACAAAGCUUUUCAGAAUUUAUUUUUAUUUACGUUUCAUACUGAGGCCUUGCUCCAAUUACUCUGUGAAAGUUCGUCUCGUUCUGUGCGAUGAAGUACAAAUAUCCUGCUGUAGUGAUUGUGAGUCUUUCGGGCUUUCGCACAAGAGUUGUGUUUAACUGUGCUGAAGUAAUAAAAUAGUUAUUUAUGCGUCCUUCA
Thrips palmi is the source of this 1223-nucleotide messenger RNA. RefSeq lists its product as uncharacterized. The transcript has 6 exons. The record is from RefSeq and is a predicted model, not a curated record. Lineage: Eukaryota; Metazoa; Arthropoda; Insecta; Thysanoptera; Thripidae. Bases 197 to 943 code for a protein of 248 amino acids.